Pipistrellus kuhlii (Kuhl's pipistrelle) is the source of this 881-nucleotide messenger RNA. It is a transcript of the gene CCL21, whose product is annotated as C-C motif chemokine ligand 21. Bases 94 to 516 code for a protein of 140 amino acids. The transcript is spliced from 5 exons. The record is from RefSeq and is a predicted model, not a curated record. NCBI's taxonomy places the organism in Eukaryota, Metazoa, Chordata, Mammalia, Chiroptera, Vespertilionidae. Gene Ontology annotation, molecular function: chemokine activity; CCR chemokine receptor binding. Gene Ontology annotation, cellular component: extracellular region. Gene Ontology annotation, biological process: immune response; lymphocyte chemotaxis; inflammatory response.
GUACUGCAUAAAAGGCCUGCCCACUCCAGGACCCCCAACUGCACUGACACCUCACCCACAGCUGUGGCCUUCUACUCACCCUCAGCCACAGCCAUGGCUCAGUCACUGGCUCUGAGCCUCCUUUUCCUGGUCCUGGCCUUCUGCAUCCCCUGGGCCCAAGGCAGCGAUGGAGGGGCGCAGGACUGCUGUCUCAGGUACAGCGUGAAGAAGAUUCCUAGCCGCCUUGUUAACGGCUACAGGAAGCAGGAGCCGAGCCUGGGCUGCCCCAUCCCCGCUAUCCUGUUCUCACCUCAGAAGCGCUCUCAGGCGGAGCUGUGCGCGGACCCGAAGGAGGACUGGGUGCAGAGGUUGAUGCACCGUCUGGACGCACCUCCUGCCCCACAGAAACCACGGAAACCACGCCACAAGAAGGACAAGGCUGGCGAGAAGAGAAAGAGCUCCAAAGGCUCUAAGAGGACUGAAGAGCCGCAGACCCCCCGGACCCCCCAGACCCCCGAGACCCCCCAAAAGCCAUAGCCCAGUGCCCGGCCUGGAGCCCAGGGAGCCCCCAUCAGCCGCACCAGGAUUCGAAGCUCCAACCCAAGGGACGAGAAGAGGCCUGGACGACAGGGAGGACUCAGGGGCCCCAGAGCAGUGCUUCUGCCCCCGCGCUGGCCUUGCCUCCGCCCUCCUCCUGCUUCAGCUCUCCCUUCUGUACUUGUAGCCCCCGCCCCAGGCCAGGCCCAGAGAGGCAGAGGAGGCAGAGUGAGAGGAGGCAGCAGGACUGUCCCCUCUGAGGAAUGGUCAGCCAGGACCCUGGACCUGACCCUGCCCCCCACUGCACCCACCUCUUCCUUGUAAAUAUGACGUAUAAGCUGAAUAAAAAGCUGCUCCGGCUUCCC